UUAGUAAUAAACUUUUAUAAAAUAAUAUUGAAUCUAAUUGAAAAGAAUAUUGGUAGUAAUCAAUUAUUGCGAUUUAAUAGUUGAAAUAGUUAUUGCAACAUGAAUAUAGUUAGAGCUUGCGUCCCUCAAUAUACCAGAAAGUUAUGCAACAAAAGUAAGACUGCAACUGAGUCUUCUAGCGUCUCAGAUAGCUUCGUUAUUCCUAGAAGAUACUAUACUAUUCCUGGGACACCUGGCUCUGGUGCUGGUAAAGGUGGAGGUUCUGGUGGAGCAGUCAGGGAAUCUGGAGGAGGACUGGGUCAAUAUGGAGCUGCCCAAGAAGAAGGAUAUUUUUUUAAUAAGCAAAGAAAGCAAUUGGAAAAGAUAAAAAAGAAGUUGAAAAAAGAAACUCAGAGCACUAACGAGGUGUCGCAGAAAGAAGAAAAGUGAAAUAAAAAAUAUAUAUGAUGAUACAUGUAUCAGUAAAUAUAGGAAUAAAGUCUAUGAAAUAUA
Molecule: messenger RNA, 492 nt
Organism: Achroia grisella
Lineage: Eukaryota; Metazoa; Arthropoda; Insecta; Lepidoptera; Pyralidae
Gene: Ai-b
Product: ATPase inhibitor mai-1, mitochondrial-like
Exons: 1
Coding region: 100-429 (109 amino acids)
Biological process (GO): negative regulation of ATP-dependent activity
Cellular component (GO): mitochondrion
Molecular function (GO): ATPase inhibitor activity
Source: RefSeq, a predicted model, not a curated record